Messenger RNA from Cucurbita moschata (crookneck pumpkin), 2651 nucleotides. Its product is annotated as homeobox-leucine zipper protein MERISTEM L1. Bases 84 to 2246 code for a protein of 720 amino acids. Gene Ontology annotation, biological process: regulation of DNA-templated transcription. The transcript is spliced from 12 exons. Gene Ontology annotation, molecular function: DNA-binding transcription factor activity, RNA polymerase II-specific; DNA binding; lipid binding. NCBI's taxonomy places the organism in Eukaryota, Viridiplantae, Streptophyta, Magnoliopsida, Cucurbitales, Cucurbitaceae. The record is from RefSeq and is a predicted model, not a curated record.
CUCAACCCCAUCCGACUCAACCCAACUCAACUCGGUGGUGGUGAAGGGGUUUGAUCAUAAUAAGAAGUGGAAUUUCGGGGAAGAUGUUCGAUCAAGAUAUGUUCCAUGCACUACACCCUCACCAUCAUAUGUUUGACAUGGCGUUUAACACCUCCGAAAACGAGUUGGAAGAUGUGAGAGAUGAUGAUUUUGAGUCCAAAUCAGGACCUGAAAUCACCUUUGAGCCGCCUUGUGAGAGUGAGCAUCAACAACGCGCCAAGAAGAGACGUUAUAAUCGCCAUACACACCACCAAAUCCAAGAAAUGGAAGCAUUCUUUAAGGAAUGUCCGCACCCAGAUGACAAGCAAAGAAUGGACCUUAGCCGCGAGCUGGGGUUGGAGCCAUUGCAAGUCAAGUUUUGGUUUCAGAACAAACGCACCCAAAUGAAGGCUCAACAGGAAAGACAUGAAAACGCCAUUUUGAAAGCCGAGAAUGAAAAGCUUCGAGCUGAGAAUACUCGUUACAGAGAAGCAUUCGCCCACUCCACCUGCUGCCCCAACUGUGGUUCCUCCGCCACUGCCCUCGGCGAGAUGUCCUUCGACGACCAACAUUUGCGCAUUGAAAAUUCUCGUUUGCGAGAUGAGAUGGAGCGAAUGAGUGGAUAUGGCCUGAAAUCCACCAAGUCUGUCCCUUCUUCGUACUAUCACCUGCCGUCCAAUGCUCCACAGUCGUCGGGUUUCGUGGGGGAAAUGUAUGGAGCGUGCGACUUUCUCCGCUCCAUUUCCAGACCUUCAGAAGCCGACAAGCCAAUCAUUGUAGAACUGGCGGUUUCCGGCAUGGAGGAAUUGAGCCGAAUGGCUCAGGCCGGAGAACCGUUGUGGGUUCCGGCUGAUACCAAGUCAAGUGAAGUGGUUCUUAACGAAGCAGAGUAUUUGAGCUGUUUUGGGGGCAGAGUUGGGCCCAAACCCUUGGGCUUUAGAACCGAAGCUUCUCGAGUUUCGGCUAUUGUGUUCAUGAACCAUAUUAAGCUCGUGGAUAUUUUAAUGGACGCUACGCAAUGGUCCACUGUGUUCUGCGGCAUUGUUUCCCGGGCGUCCACCGUUGAAGUUCUUUCGCCUGGCCUACCCGGAAACUUCAACGGCGCCUUGUACCUGAUGAGUGCUGAAUUCCAAGUUCCAUCGCCACUUGUUCCAACACGUGAAAACUACUUUGUAAGAUACUGCAAACAGCAGGGGGAUGGGGUAUGGGCGGUGGCUGAUGUUUCCUUGGACACCCUGCGGCCCUGUUCCAUGCCAAGGACCCGAAGGAGACCUUCUGGUUGUUUGAUUCAACAAUUGCCCAAUGGCUAUUCAAAGAUCACUUGGGUGGAACAUGUUGAGGCGGACGAAACUGGUGUCCCGACAAUGUACAGACCGCUCUUUAAUUCAGGCCUCGCUUUUGGGGCUAAACGAUGGGUUGCUACUUUAGAUAGGCAAUCUGAACGUUUUGCCACAUCAAUCGCCACCUCCAUAUCCACCGGCGAUCUACGCGUCAUAUCGAGUAUUGAAGGGAGGAAGAGUAUGCUGAAGCUAGCCGAGAGAAUGGUGACGAGCUUUUGCGCUGGCGUUGGCGCGUCGAGUGUACACGCGUGGACGGCGUUACCAAUCGCCGCUGGUGAUGAUGUUCGAGUUGUAACGAGGAAGAGCACCGACGAACCAGGGCGACCACCUGGUGUUGUGCUGAGCGCCGCCACUUCUUUUUGGAUCCCUGUUCCACCUAAGGUUGUGUUUGAUUUCCUUCGGAAAGAGAAAUCUCGAAGCGAGUGGGAUAUUCUGUCGAAUGGGGGGUUAGUCCAGGAAAUGGCGCACAUAGCCAACGGCCGCCACUCCGGGAAUUGUGUUUCCUUGCUCCGUGUCAAUAGUGCAAAUUCGAGCCAGAGCAAUAUGCUGAUACUACAAGAAAGCUGCACCGACUGUACAGGAUCCUACGUUAUUUAUGCUCCGGUGGACACAGUUGCAAUGAACGUGGUGCUAAGCGGUUGCGAUCCGGAUUACGUGGCACUUUUACCGUCAGGAUUCGCCAUACUCCCUGACGGACCCGCCGGGGCCAACGGUGGGGAAAUUCUGGAGCUGGGCUCCGGUGGGUCACUCAUCACGGUGGCAUUUCAAAUCCUGGUUGAUUCAGUUCCAACGGCUAGACUGUCAAUUGGAUCAGUGGCCACUGUGAACAGCUUGAUUAAGUGCACGGUUGAGAGGAUCAGAGCGGCUGUGAUGCGGGAAAAUCCCUAAAACGCCCACUUUUUAAGUUUUUUGUUUUAAACUACGUAGGUGAGGAAGAGGAAGAGGAAGAGGAAGAGGAAGAGGAAGAGGAAGAGUCGAGAAGUCAAGAACGCACCUUGAAAAGCACUUCCCCCUGCCCCGGCGGUGAUUUAGAGACGAAUGGUGAAUGGUUUGUAGGGGUUGGAAGAAUCAGAGAGGAUCGAGGAGGUUCGGGCAUUGACUUUACUCUAACCUUCAACUUCAAUAACAAAAUUUUCUUGUUCUAAGUUUAGUGUUGGUCUCCUGUGGUGGGCGUUUGGUGGUUAACUGUAUUUUGAAUUUGUCAUUAGGUUGGUGGUAAUAAUAUUUAGAGACUAUUCUAAAAUUCCUACUUUUAUUAAACAUUUUAAUUAAUUAAACUAGAAAUUCUCAAUU